AUGGAGCGGGUGCUGGCGGACGCGCUGCUGGCGCAGAGCCCGGAGCCCCGCGCGCUGCUGGGCGCGCUGUGCGGCGGGGAGGCGAGCGCCGAGCGGGCGGAGAGCCUGCGCCUGGUGCUGCAGCGGCUGGAGGAGCGCGGCACGGGCGCCCAGGCGGCCCGCGAGGUGGCCGAGGGCCACCUGGUGCCCCUGCUGCGCGCGCCGCCGGCUGGAGGGUCCGCGGGGCCCCGCGUGCUGCGGGCGGUGGGCGCGGCGCUGCGCUCGUGCGCGCGCCUGGCGGGCCCCGAGCUGGCGACGGCGCUGGCCGCCCAGGCCCUGCGCGAGCUGCCGGGCGCUCCGGCCGUGGAGCUGCUGGCCGCCGUGGCGCCGUGCCUGCGCGCUCCGGAGGAUGCGCCGCUGCUGGGCCGCGUGGCGCGCGCCGCGGUGGAGCUGGCGCUGGCCGGGGACGCGCCCGAGGCGGUGGGCGCGCGCCUGCUGCCCGCGCUGGCCCAGAGCGCCGAGCCGGCGCCGCGGGAGGCGUGGGCCGCGCUGGGCGCCGCGGGGCCGGGAGCCGAGGGCCGCGCGGGGCCGGAGCUGCUGGUGCUCAGCGCCCUGGCCGAGAGGCUGCUGCCCGAGCGCGCGCGCCGCGCCGACCCCGACGCCCGCCUCCGCGGCCGCUUCUGGAGGACCGUCCAGGCCGGGCUGGGCUGCGCGCGGGACGCGCUCACCCGCAAGCGCGCGCGCUACCUGCUGCAGAAGGCUGUGCAGGGGUCAGCGGAGCUGGCGGAGGACUGCACCUGCGGCCCCCGGGACACGAACGAUCCAAGCCUAUUCUGGUGGUCUGCGAAGAAAAAAGAUGAGCUUCUAAAGUUUUGGGAAAACUAUAUCUUGAUCAUGGAAGUUCUUGAAGGAAACCAGAUACAUGUCAUAAAGCCAGUCUUACCAAAGCUAAACAGUCUGUUUGAAUCUGCAGUCUCAGAGGAACAUGGCUGCUGGCUCCUCCAUCCCUCCUGGCACGUGUGCGUUUACAAAAGAAUGUUCGAAAGCGAGAAUAAAACCCUGACCAAAGAAGGUGUGACCCACUUCCUGGAGCUGUACGAGGUGAAGCCACUCCCGUGCUCCCCGGAGCUGUCCGAGUUUGUUACUGGCCCGCUGAUGGAUGCCCUCUCAGAGAGCUGUCUGUACAGCAGGUCCCCAGGGCAGCUGUCGGGAAGCGGCCCUCCUCUGGGAUUGAAGCUGCAGAAGUUUCUAGCCACUUACAUUUCUCUUCUUCCGGAGGAGACAAAGAGCUGCUUCCUGUUGAAGUUCAUUCAGAGGAUGGCAGACAGACACUGGUGUGCUGUGCCCAUUUUGUUCCUCUCCAGGGCGCUGGCCAGCUUGCCCAGAUGUAAGGCCCUGGGCAGAGAAGGGCUCCUCGCCCUCAGGGACGUUCUGCAGUGCACCAUGAUCACACACCAGGUCCUGCUGAGAGGCGCAGCGCAGUGCUAUCUUCUUCAGGCGGCCAUGCAUCUGGUGGACGUGGAGAAAGUGUCUCUCUCUGAGGUCUCCACUUUUCUCACGUCCCUGAGGGAAGAGGAAUCCUUGGCACGCGGGACCGUGUUGUGGACAGAGCUCUGUGACUGGCUCCAUGUCAACGAGAGACACUUCAGGUCCCCGAGUGGCAGCGCUGAGGGAUACGAGGCCUCGCUGAAUGCCUACGUGAAGACCCUCGUUAAGGAGUUCGUGAAGCCUCCCGGCUGGGAAAAAGAGAGCAGCUUCAUGCCAGACUGGCUGGACGCGAGGCUGACGGCCCUAAUGGUCCUGCUGGCUGUGGACGUGGAAGGGAUGAAAACCCAGUUCAGUGAAAAGCAGAGGACACAGAACGUGCUGAGGAUCUUCCUAGACCCCCUGCUGGACACCCUGGGGAGGCUGGGCACCAGUGCCUAUAUGCCCGUGUCCAGGGCUGACAGCUGUCUCCAGCUGCUGGUGAGGUUGCUGCAUUCCUGUGUGCCAAGAGGUCCCGGUGCCCAGGAUGAUGAGGUGUCCGCUGCCCUGCAGGCCUCCGUCAUGUCUGCUGCAGAGAGCGUGUCUGGGUUCCUGCUCAGGAGACUCACCAUGGACGAGCUCCACAGCGUGGCAGAUCUGGACCGUUGCCAGCUGUACCUGGCGGUGUUGGCGGAGCUCACGGGUCUCCAGGUGAAGCUGGGCUGGAAAGCAGGCAACCCCAUCAGCCGCCUCAUUUCCCCUUUGAGAAACGCGUGCGUUCACCGUCUGCAGGAGGCCGAGGGCGGACAGGAGCCAACCCUGGGUCAUCAGGUGCAGAGAGUGGCCAGCAUGGCCACCCUGGCAGCUCUGUGUGAGGCUGAGGACCAGCUUGUGGUGCUGCAGACUCGUCCUCCCGACGCCGAGCCUGUGGACAGCUUCCUGUCAGCUCUUCCACUCAGUCAGAUGCUGCAGAAGCCCCGUUCAGAGGAGCCGAGCAGUGGAGCGUGCCAGCUGGAGAACGGCAGGGUGUUUGAAGAAUCCUCAUCUUCCCAAGGAUGGGGAAAAAUAGUCACACAGUAUCUCCACGACCAGUGGGUCUGCCUGUCCUUCCUGCUGAGAAAGCGCCACCUCCUUACGCCAGCUGCAGGAGGUGGCUUGCUGGAGUGCUCUCUGCCCGCCACUGAGAGGCCCUCACAGACCCUGCGGUCGGCGCUGGACGUGCUCAUGGUCCUCCCCGUGGGCCGCAUCGUGCCGGUGUUCCGCUGCAUGGAGGUGCUGGUUCCCAAGCUCCUGACCUCCGAGGAGCCGCUCUGCGUAGAAUCUUUUGACGUGGCUUGGAAAAUCGUAUCUUCCCUGAGCAACACUCAGCUGACAUUCUGGCCUAAUUUAAAAGCUUUUGUUCACUUUGUUUUUGAUAAUGAAAUUCUUACCAUUGCUGCAAAACUCAGGGGUCAGGCAUACUUCAAAAUAAAAGAGAUUAUGUGCAAGCUAAUUGAAAUGUCCUCCAUAAAAACAGGGGUCUUCAAUGCUCUGAUGUGUCACUGCUGCCAGUCUUGGGUAGCAGCUGCCUCCGGAGGGUGCCGGGGCUCCUUCUCCAGUGCUAAGGAUUACAGCGAACUUGUCCUGGAGGCCUGUGUGUUUGGAACAGUGUUUAGGCGCGAUCAGAGACUUAUUCAGGAUGUCCAAACCUUCAUAGAAAACCUUGGACAAGACUGUGCGGCCAACGUCGUCAUAGAGAACACUAAGAGAGAAGAUUAUUGUGUGAGGAUCUGUGCUGUCAAGUUCUUGUGUCUGCUGGAUGGCUCCGACAGAGCCCACAAGCUGUUUUUAGAAGAUCUUGCCAUCCAGCUCUUGGCUAAGGAUGAGUCGGCAUCCAAGUCCAAAACUCGCUACCAUGAGAACUCCCUACAGCACCGGGUGAAGAACCGAGUGUGGCAGACGCUGCUCGUCCUGUUCCCCAGGUUUGAUCAGAACUUCUUGAAUAGGAUCAUUGACAAGAUUUUCCAUGCUGGCUUCAUCAACAAUCAAGCAUCCAUAAAAUAUUUUAUUGAGUGGAUUAUUGUAUUGAUUCUUCAUAAAUUCCCCCAGUUUCUUCCAAAGUUCUGGGCGUGUUUUUCUUCCGGUGAAGAAAAACUUAAAACGAGCAUUUGCACAUUUUUAUCUGUUUUAUCACAUUUGGACACCAUCAUUCAAAAUGUUCCAGAGAAGACGCUGGUUCUAAAGCAAGCCCUGACUGUUGCCCUGCAGUGGUGUCUGAGCCACAACUUCAGUGUCCGACUGUAUGCACUGGUGGCCCUCAAGAAGGUGUGGUGUCUGUGUAAGGCCCUGCAGUUUGAAGAGUGUGAUGCCUGGAGCACGCUGACCGAGUGCAGCCUCAGCCAGGCAGAAAGCAUGCACGGAGCAGGGAACGCCAGGAAGAACUGGCAGCGCAUCCAGGACCAUUUCUUCUUCUCAGGGUUCCAUCCCCUCAAGGACUACUGUCUGGAGACCAUAUUUUACACGCUGCCACGACUCUCGGGCGUCACUGAAGAGGAGUGGAUCGCUGUGGACAAGUUUGCCAGCUUCACAGACAUCCCUUCCAGGGCAGGGGCCCCACGGUAUUGGUCCAAGACUGCGCUUAGUAAGCUGAGUCCAGGGGACUGGUCCCAGCAGGACCAGGGUUCUGCUUUGGGUGAAGAAGACAGCCAACCAGAAUGGGCUGAUGUCCAGAAAAAGAUUAUCCCAUGGGGACACAGUACCCUGGAGUCAGACCUGGAGCUCGUGUCUCAGGACCGGGCUGCCAAGCUGGGAAAGUCCAUCAGUAGACUGAUUGUUGUGGCCUCGCUCAUCGACAAGCCAACCAACUUAGGAGGGCUGUGCAGGACGUGUGAGGUGUUCGGGGCUGCAUUGCUUGUGGUCGCCAAUCUUCAGUGUGUCAGUGACAGACAGUUCCAGCACCUCAGUGUCUCUGCGGAGCAGUGGCUCCCCCUGGUGGAGGUGAGACCAUCCCAGCUGAUGGCUUAUCUGCAGCAGAAGAAGGCGGAGGGCUACACUGUCAUUGGCGUGGAGCAGACGGCGCAGAGCUGUGACCUGGCCCAGUACUGCUUCCCUGAAAAGUCACUGCUGCUGCUGGGAAAUGAGCGGGAAGGGAUCCCAGCCAACCUGAUUCAGCAGCUGGACGUGUGUGUGGAGAUUCCUCAGCAGGGCAUCACCCGCUCCCUCAAUGUGCACGUGAGCGGGGCUCUGCUGAUCUGGGAGUACACCAGACAGCGGCUGCGGCUGCUGGGGGGUGCAGAGCCACCAUCCUGAAGGUGGGCCUCAGCUGCUCAGGCGUGCAGGGCCUCCAUCCUGAAGGCGAGCCUCUGAUGCUUGGGCGUGCAGGGCCGCCAUCCUGAAGGCGGGCCUCGGCUGCUAUCUCUCCCGGUGCUACAGAAGGUGUCUUCUAAUCUUCCAGACUAAGGAAAUCGGUGAUGUGCUGGGAUUACCUGCAUCUCUCUCACCUUGUACCUCAAUGCCAAAACCUCCUCAUGUGCCUUAAAGUUUAUCACUCUACAUUGUCCCCUUUUAGCUAACCCUUUUAAAUAUUUUAAGCAAUUCUGGAAUUAAAAAUGAGUUUUAAGA
This is a messenger RNA of Meriones unguiculatus (Mongolian gerbil), 5043 nucleotides long. RefSeq names its product TAR (HIV-1) RNA binding protein 1 (gene Tarbp1). Gene Ontology annotation, molecular function: tRNA (guanine) methyltransferase activity; RNA binding. The coding region runs from base 1 to 4731 and encodes 1576 amino acids. The record is from RefSeq and is a predicted model, not a curated record. Gene Ontology annotation, biological process: tRNA methylation. The transcript has 30 exons. NCBI's taxonomy places the organism in Eukaryota, Metazoa, Chordata, Mammalia, Rodentia, Muridae.